AUUGAUGAGUGCCAGUCUGCCAGGUGCCACCAGGAAGCCGUGUGCUACAACACCCAGGGGUCUUUUACCUGCCAGUGCAGGCCAGGUUACUACGGUGACGGCUUCUACUGCUCCUCAGGUACGUCUCUGUGGAAUGGAAGGCCAUCAUGGCUGCCUGUCAGGUAAAGACCUGGCUUGCUCUGAAGUCAUUAACCAUUUUCUUCAUAUUCUGAUCCUUUCAGUCAAAAUAUAUCUCCAUUCUCAUGAUUACAGAAUGUUUACAGAAGAGCUUGAACAGUAAUGGGAUAAUGUUCCAUAGCAACACCCCCCCUCUUCCUCCCCCAACAUAGCUUUUACUGUUUCCACAGAGGGAUGAGUAGAUAACUGACACAUUGAAACAGACCCAGACCUACUGCAUCACCAGCCACUGAUGUUCAGCUGUAGCCCAGGGGUCACCGGCUCAUAUCUGCCUGCCACAACUCUGAUAGUAAUAAAUACAUUUCACUUUGGCUACAGGGGAUACUUUGUCAAACGAGACACACAAUCCCUCUCUCUCUCUCUCUCUCUCUCUCUCUAUCUCAAUAUAUCUAAGAUAUCUCUAGAUAAGGAGUUCAUUCGCCUUUUUGUCUUCUCUCUCUCUCUAGAUCUCUAGCUACUCUCGAUCUCUAUAUCUAUUCUCGGUCUAAUAUAAUCUCUCUCGAAUAGAGGUGCUCGCCAGCAAGAGAGAUCUCUAGCUCUGUCUAUGCUAUCUCUCUCUCUCUAGUCUUAUCUCUGCUCUCUCUCUCUCAUCUCUCGCUUCUCUCUCUCUAUCUCUCGCUCUCUCUCUCUCUCUCUCUUUCUUUUCUCAAAGCAUAACACAUUCCUAUUGCUCUUGGAAAAGCAUCAUUCUUGGAAAAAGAAAACACAUUCCUGCUUUGGAGAGGGAGAGAGAGAGAAUCAAAACAGGGCUCAAACAGGGCUCAUAUGACGAGAGUGGAAUGAGCUGGCUAGAUCAAAGCCAGGCGGAUUACAACUUCCAACAGUCACUCCCUACAGUAGCUACGCCAGCUAUACACGUCCAUAAUGAAUCUAUAAAGCUCUGACAACACAGAUCCUGCAUGUACUAUAUUGAUUGUCUUUCACUCAGAGGGGAUUCUAUAUACCCAUCUAGGCAGACUUCAUCUUUAAGUCCUCUUUUUAAUGUAUUUCCUUCCGAGAGCGAACUAAUAACCCAACUGCUGAUGUAAAAUUGCUUUAUAAAUAACUUUGAUUGAACGAUUGUUAAUAUAUCCCUCCUUCCAGAGCAUAAGAAGACAAAGUGUGAGACCCACAGAGACCGUCUCCUGGGCUCUGCAGAGUUUGGCCGCCAAGGGCCCCAGCCGGUGCCUGGUCAGUACGUGCCCACCUGUGACAGCCAGGGGGCCUACGAAGCCACGCAGUGCCACGGCUCCGUCGGACAGUGUUGGUGUGUUGACCGUAAUGGACUGGAGAUCCCAGGAACACGCUCUGGGACAAGCAGACCGCUGUGUGAGUUUAUACUCUGCUUCGAUUAAGAGGACAAUUGACUUUAGUGUAAAUCUAUCAACAAUUGGAGACUUGAGUGGUAAUUUCCGUUAAGCAAACAGAGACUCAAGUCAGAAUACCGCCCUUAGUGAAUUACAUGAAUAAAGACUCAGUCACUGCAUACGUUUAGUAUUCAACGAUUUACAGCUUUGGGAGAAGGUACCACUCUGACGAUACAGUCAGUUUGUUCCCUGGUUGGUCCAACUCCCAGGCCUGAUGUCCGUUGAUUGAUUGAUUGAUUGAUUGAUUGAUUGAUUGAUUAAUCUGUCUACUGCAGGUAUAGAACAGGGUGUAGUUCGUCCCCCAGUGGGUCCUACUCCCAGGCCUGAUGUUUACCCUCUACCCCCCGGCACACACCUGCUCUUUGCUCAGAGUGGACGCAUCGAGUUUGUCCCUUUGGAGGGCUACAACAUGAAGAAGACAGAGGCAAAGACUGUUCUGCAUCUACCGGUGAGAAGUUAUUGUUGUUGUUGUUGACAGGCCUGUACAGUGAGGGAAAAAAGUAUUUGAUCCCCUGCUGAUUUUGUACGUUUGCCCACUGACAAAGACAUGAUCUGUCUAUAAUUUUAAUGGUAGGUUUAUUUGAACAGUGAGUGACAGAAUAUCAACAACAAAAAAUGUUAUAAAUUAUAUAAUGUCUUCUUCUGCUUUCUUCUUGCGUAUUCUUAUUAGUCUUCUUCUUAUUCUGCUUCAUUCUUAUUUCUUCUUCUUCUUCUUCUUCUUCUUCUUCUUCUUCUUCUUCUUCUUCUUCUUCUUCUCUUCCAGUAACUAACUCUUUAGUGAAGGCAGUCAUCUCUGUGGGGGGUCGAGACUGGAUCUGUCUGGUUUGUGUUUAGUUGUUAUGAGGUUACAUACCAUGUGUAUGUUGUUUGGAAUAGUUUGAAUGCUGUUAAUAAGUAGUUGAAGUGGGUCGGAGAGGGGGGGAGGGAGAUUUUCUGCAUUGUAUGAGUUGUGCUUAUUUCGGUAGUUGUAAGUCAUGAGGUUUGUAGCAGUGGGUUUUCCUGUUGUCUUCUUUAGGAUGUAAGGUCAUGAGGUUUGUAGCAGUGGGUUUUCCUGUUGUCUUCUUUAGGAUGUAAGGUCAUGAGGUUUGUAGCAGUGGGUUUUCCUGUUGUCUUCUUUAGGAUGUAAGGUCAUGAGGUUUGUAGCAGUGGGUUUUCCUGUUGUCUUCUUUAGGAUGUAAGGUCAUGAGGUUUGUAGCAGUGGGUUUUCCUGUUGUCUUAUUAGGAUGUAAGGUCAUGAGGUUUGUAGCAGUGGGUUUUCCUGUUGUCUUAUUUAGGAUGUAAGGUCAUGAGGUUUGUAGCAGUGGGUUUUCCUGUUGUCCAAGCUGUAAGUCAUGGGUUUGUAGCAGUGGUUUUCCUGUUUCCACGUGUAAGGUCAUGAGGUUGUAGCAGUGGGUUUUCCUGUUGUCUUCUUUAGGAUGUAAGGUCAUGAGGUUUGUAGCAGUGGGUUUUCCUGUUGUCUCUUAACGCUUAAGGUCAUGAGGUUUUGUAGCAGUGGGUUUUCCUGUUGUCCAACGUUUUGUAAGGUCAUGAGGUUUGUAGCAGUGGGUUUUCUGUUGUCCAACGCUGUGUAAGGCCCAUGAGUUGUAGCAGUGGGUUUUCCUGUUGUCCAACGCUGUUGAAGGUCAUGAGGUGUUGUUGCUGUCUAUGCAGUGGGUUUGUUCGCAACGCUGUAAGGUCUGAGGUUUGAGCCAGUGGGUUAUUCCUGUUGUCCAACGCUUUUAAGGUCAUGAGGUUUGUAGCAGUGCGGUUGUCCUGUUGUCCACAGCUGUAAGAGUCAUGAGGUUUGAAGCAUGGGUUUCCUGUUGUCCAACGCUGUAAGGUCUGAGGUUUGUAGCGUGGUGUUUCCUGUUGUCCAACGGCUGUAAGUAGGUAAACAUGAGGUUUGUAGCAGUGGGUUUUCCUGUUUGUCCAACGCUGUAAGGUCAUGAGGUUGUGUAGCAGUGGGUUUCUGUUGUCCACGGCUUUUGUAAGGUCAUGAGUUGUAGCAGGGGUUUUCCUGUUGUCACAACAAUGUGUAUGUAAAGUAUGAGUUGUAGCAGUGGGUUCUUUUCCUGUGUGUAACGCUGUGUAAGGUCUGAGGUUUGUAGCAGUGGGUUUUCCUGUUGCAUACUGUAAGGUCAUGAGGUUUUGUAGCAGUGGGUUUCCUGUUGCCACGCUGUAAGGUCAUGAGGUUUGUAGCAGUGGGUUUUCCUGUUGUCCAACGCUGUAAGGUCAUGAGGUUUGUGCAGUGGGUUUUCCUGUGUCCAACGCUGUGAAGGCAGAGGUUAUGUAGCGUGGGUUUUCUGUUGUCCAACGUGUAAGGUCUGAGGUUUGUAGCAGUGGGUUGUCCUGUUGUCCAAGCGUGUAAGGUCAUGAGGUUGUAGCAGUGGGUUUUCCUGUUGUCCACGCUGUAAGGUCAUGAGUUGUAGCAGUGGGUUUCUGUUGUCCAAGCUGAUUGUAAGGCAUGAGGUUGUUGUAGCAGUGGGUUUUGUUUCCAACGCUGUAAGGUCAUGAGGUUUGUAGCAGUGGGUUUUCCUGUUGUCCAAGCGUGUAAGGUCAUGAGGUUUGUAGCAGUGGGUUUUCCGUGUUGUAUGCUUUUUAGGUAUGUAAGGUCAUGAGGUUUGUAGCAGUGGGUUUUCCUGUUGUCCAACGUUGUAGUCGAGUGUAAGCAGGGGUUCUGUGCAAGUAAGGUUGAGUUGUAGCAGUGGGUUUUCCUGUUGUCUCAACGUGUAAGGUCAUGAGGUUUGUAGCAGUGGGUUUUCCUGUUGUCCAACGGCUGUAAGGUCAUGAGGUUUGUAGCAGUGGGUUUUCCUGUUGUCCAACGCUGUAAGGUCAUGAGGUUUGUAGCAGUGGGUUUUCCUGUUGUCCAACGUGUGUAAGGUCAUGAGGUUUGUAGCAGUGGGUUUUCCUGUUGUCCAACGCUGUAAGGUCAUGAGGUUUGUAGCAGUGGGUUUUCCUGUUGUCCAACGCUUGUAAGGUCAUGAGGUUUGUAGCAGUGGGUUUUCCUGUUGUCCAACGCGUGUAAGGUCAUGAGGUUUGUAGCAGUGGGUUUUCCUGUUGUCCAACGCUGUAAGGUCAUGAGGUUUGUAGCAGUGGGUUUUCCUGUUGUCCAACGCUGUAAGGUCAUGAGGUUUGUAGCAGUGGGUUUUCCUGUUGUCCAACGCUGUGAAGGUCAUGAGGUUUGUAGCAGUGGGUUUUCCUGUUGUCCAACGCUGUAAGGUCAUGAGGUUUGUAGCAGUGGGUUUUCCUGUUGUCCAACGCUGUAAGGUCAUGAGGUUUGUAGCAGUGGGUUUUCCUGUUGUCCAACGCUGUAAGGUCAUGAGGUUUGUAGCAGUGGGUUUUCUGUUGUCCAACGCUUGUAAGGUCAUGAGGUUUGUAGCAGUGGGUUUUCCUGUUGUCCAACGCUGUAAGGUCAUGAGGUUUGUAGCAGGUGGGUUUUCCUGUUGUCCACGCUUUUGUAAGGUCAUGAGUUUGUAGCAGUGGGUUUUCCUGUUGUCCAACGCUGUAAGGUCCAUGAGGUUUGUAGCAGUGGGUUUUCCUGUUGUCCAACGCUGUGUAAGGUCAUGAGGUUUGUAGCAGUGGGGUUUCCUGUUGUCCAACGCUUGUAAGGUCAUGAGGUCUUGUAGCAGUGGGGUUUCCUGUUGUCCAACGCUUGUAAGGUCAUGAGGUUUGGUAGCGUGGGUUUUCCUGUUGUCCAACGCUUGUAAGGUCAUGAGGUUUGUAGCAGUGGGUUUUCCUGUUGGUCCAACGCUGUAAGGUCAUGAGGUUUGUAAGCAGUGGGUUUUUCCUGUUGUCCAACGCUGUAAAGGUCAUGAGGUUUGUAGCAGUGGGUUUUCCUGUUGUCCAACGCUGUAAGGUCAUGAGGUUUUGUAGCAGUGGGUUUUCCUGUUGUCCAACGCUGUAAGGUCAUGAGGUUUGUAGCAGUGGGUUUUCCUGUUGUCCAACGCUGUAAGGUCAUGAGGUUUGUAGCACGCUUUUGUAAGGUCAUGAGGUUUGUAGCAGUGGGUUUUCCUGUUGUCCAACGCUGUAAGGUCAUGAGGUUUGUAGCAGUGGGUUUUCCUGUUGUCCAACGCUGUAAGGUCAUGAGGUUUGUAGCAGUGGGUUUUCCUGUUGUCCAACGCUGUAAGGUCAUGAGGUUUGUAGCAGUGGGUUUUCCUGUUGCUCAACGGUUUCUGGUUAACGUCCCAAAUGGUAUCCUAAUCCCUAGUGCACUACCUUUGACCACGGCCCAUAGGGCUCCAGUCUAAAGUAGUGCACUAAACAGUAUAGGGAAUAGGGUGCUAUUAGGGACGCACCCCCUGUUUACUUUGACAUUAAGGAAUCAUUCAUCCGGUGCUAUAGAUUGUUAUAGUUUGUUUUGGACUUUUAAGGACGUAUUUAAAAAUUCCACAACAGUUUGUGUUUAUGUUUAUUCUGAUUCUGCUGUUACCAAGUCAUUCCGCAUCCUGGAUGCAUCCCAGAUGGCACCCUAUUCCCUAUAUAGUGCACUACUUUUUGGAACAGGGCCUAGAGAAGAGGGUGCCGUUUGGGAGCCACUGCCCACCAUGUACAUAUGUAUUAAAGGUCAAUGACUGGGCUGUAGUAGGAGGUCUGCUCUUUAGAUAAGUAUUACACUGCUGCCAAAGUUUCUAACUCAGUGGUUUUACUCAAAGAAAAUCCGUUGAGUUUGAAUGGAAAAGAUGAAAGAAAGAUUCAGAAAUGGAAAAGACUUGGUAUUAAUGAAUGUAAAGGCAAGAGGCCGCCAGUUGUUUCAAAAUAUUGUAGUUGUAAUCACGUAAUACUUAAGAAUCUCAGUCAAUUCCUUACAGCAUGGGUAGCAUGUGUCAAACUGGAACAAAGCAUUAAGACCCUUCAGAUCAGCUUCAGGUUCUCUCUUGGUUUUCUCUCAGUCCGUUCCACUGCUGGUAGUGAGUCAGGUUGUUGUGUAGUUGGCCUGUUAGCUACUUCCUGUCUGGAGGGGAGGCCUGGUGGAGAUCUGGUUUGCAUUACACACACACACACAGACACACACACACACACACACACACACAGACAGACACACACAGACAGACAUACACACAGACAGACAGACACAGACACACACACACACACACACACACACAGACACACACACACAGACACACACACACACAGACACACACACACACACACACACACACACACACACACACACACAGACACACACACACACACAGACACACACACACACACACACACAGACACAGACACACAGACACACACACACACACAGACACACACACACACACACACACACAGACACACACACACACACACACACACAGACACACACACACACACACACACACACAGACACACACAGACACACACUAUAUUAAAACCACAUGCUGACAUUUUCCCUGUAAUGGUUCACAUCAGUGCUGCCACACCAGUGGAUUAAUACCCAACAACAUUCUCUGUUACACUGAUCUCCCAACCAGCUGGCUUGAAGUGUGUGUGUGUGUGUGUGUGUGUGUGUGUGUGUGUGUGUCUGUGUGUGUGUGUGUGUGUGUGUGUGUGUGUGUGUGUGUGUGUGUGUGUCUGUGUGUGUUGUGUGUGUCUGUGUGUCUGUGUGUCUCUGUGUGUGUCUCUGUGUGUUGUGUUAAGGGGUUGCAGAGUAGAGCUGGACAACAGAGAAAACACAACAUUUCCAUCUGUAGCAUGAUGACCAUAAACUAAACUAACAUCAACCACUGUUCUGGUAGCUGACCUCUGACCUGUGUGUUGACCCCUCUCCAGGAGAAGGUGAUCAUUGGGGUGGCCUAUGACUGCGUGGAGAAGAUGGUCUACUGGACAGACAUCACAUCCCCCUCUAUCAGCAAGGCCAACCUGCAGGGAGGAGAAACCAUCCCUGUCAUCAGCUCAGGUGACCAGGGGUUAGAGUUCAGUUCACUCUCAGAUGCACCACAUCUGUUGGUCAGGUCUGUUGGCUUGCUAAAUUAGCUGGGUGUCAGUGUUCUAGAAUGUGGUGUCAGCAAUUAGUAUUAAGUGCCUUGCUCAAGGGCAUAUCACCUAGUCGGCUCGGGGAUUCAAACCAGCAACCUUUCGGUUACUGGCCCAACGCUCUUAACCGCUGGGCUACCUUCCUCCAUCAGUGUUCUAGAGUGUGGUGCCAGUGUUCUAGAAUGUGGUGUCAGUGUGCUAGAGUGUGGUGCCAGUGUUCUAGAAUCUGGUGCCAGUGUUCUAGAAUGUGGUGUCAGUGUUCUAGAGUGUGGUGCCAGUGUUCUAGAAUGUGGUGUCAGUAUUCUAGAGUGUGGUGCCCGUGUUCUAGAAUGUGGUGUCAGUGUUUUAGAAUCUGGUGUCAGUGUUCUAGAGUGUGCUCCCUUCUAAAUUCAAAUUUUUAUGUUUUAUUGACUGAUGUCUUCCUCUCAGAUUUGGAGAGUCCAGAAGGGAUCACCAUAGACCACCUGGGUCGAACCCUGUUCUGGACAGAUUCCAUGAAGGACCGCAUCGAGGUGUCCUCUCUGGACGGGACCCAGCGACGCGUCCUCAUCGACACGGACUUGGUCAACCCCCGAGCCAUCAUCGUUGACCCUGUCAAUGGGUGGGUCACCAUUGUAGAUCAGUGCAUCUCCUCGAGAAGGGAUGGACUGGCCAUCGGUCAGUUCGGGCAAAUCCCAGAUGUGCCGGUCCAUUGUUAGCCCAGUGGGCUUGUCUAUAUGGAUUGUGUUUAAUUAAUUGGCUAAUAAUGGGGGCCUUGAGGAAAACAUUGGGAUGGUGUGUUAGAAUGGACCUAUUUAUGGUCCAGUCUGUCUCACUCCUCCAGUACCCAUCUCUUCCAGUACAUCUGAUUCUACUGGUCAACUAAUCACCAAGCCCUUCAGUAGUUGAAUCAGCUGGGUCAGCAGACAUCAGAUUCUGUAAGUGGGGUACUGGAGGAGAGGUUUGGGAACACUGAUAUAGAUAGAUGUACCUCUCUGUGUUUAAUGCCGUAUUCACUACACUGUGAAUAUGAAGGGCUAUAGGAAUAUGAAGGGCUAUUCUACUUUAACUCUGGUAUUAAAGUGCCUGUUUUGGCAGGAAAAUCAGUAUCUCAAGUUACAACACCAUCUACUGUAAGACCUGUGUCUAUAUACAGUUGAAGUCAGAAGUUUACAUACACCUUAGCCAAAGACAUUUAAACUCAGUUUAUCACAAUUCCUGACAUUUAAUCCUAGUAAAAAUUCCCUGUCUUAGGUCAGUUAGGAUCACCACUUUAUUUUAAGAAUGUGAAAUGUCAGAAUAAUAGUAGAGAAUAGUAGAGAGAAUGUUUUAUUUCUUUCAUCACAUUCCCAGUGGGUCAGAAGUUUACAUACAGUGGGGAAAAAAUGUAUUUAGUCAGCCACCAAUUGUGCAAGUUCUCCCACUUAAAAAAAUGAGAGAGGCCUGUAAUUUUCAUCAUAGGUACACGUCAACUAUGACAGACAAAUUGAGAUUUUUUUUCCAGAAAAUCACAUUGUAGGAUUUUUAAUGAAUUUAUUUGCAAAUUAUGGUGGAAAAUAAGUAUUUGGUCAAAAACAAAAGUUUCUCAAUACUUUGUUAUAUACCCUUUGUUGGCAAUGACACAGGUCAAACGUUUUCUGUAAGUCUUCACAAGGUUUUCACACACUGUUACUGGUAUUUUGGCCCAUUCCUCCAUGCAGAUCUCCUCUAGAGCAGUGAUGUUUUGGGGCUGUCACUGGGCAACAACUCCCUCCAAAGAUUUUCUAUGGGUUUGAGAUCUGGAGACUGGCUAGGCCACUCCAGGACCUUGAAAUGCUUCUUACGAAGCCACUCCUUCGUUGCCCGGGUGGUGUGUUUGGGAUCAUUGUCAUGCUGAAAGACCCAGCCACGUUUCCUCUUCAAUGCCCUUGCUGAUGGAAGGAGGUUUUCACUCAAAAUCUCACGAUACAUGGCCCCAUUCAUUCUUUCCUUUACACGGAUCAGUCGUCCUGGUCCCUUUGCAGAAAAACAGCCCCAAAGCAUGAUGUUUUCACCCCCAUGCUUCACAGUAGGUAUGGUGUUCUUUGGAUGCAACUCAGCAUUCUUUGUCCUCCAAACACGACGAGUUGAGUUUUUACCAAAAAGUUAUAUUUUGGUUUCAUCUGACCAUAUGACAUUCUCCCAAUCCUCUUCUGGAUCAUCCAAAUGCACUCUAGCAAACUUCAGACGGGCCUGGACAUGUACUGGCUUAAGCAGGGGGACACGUUUCGCACUGCAGGAUUUGAGUCCCUGGCGGCGUAGUGUGUUACUGAUGGUAGGCUUUGUUACUUUGGUCCCAGCUCUCUGCAGGUCAUUCACUAGGUCCCCCCGUGUGGUUCUGGGAUUUUUGCUCACCGUUCUUGUGAUCAUUUUGACCCCACGGGGUGAGAUCUUGCGUGGAGCCCCAGAUCGAGGGAGAUUAUCAGUGGUCUUGUAUGUCUUCCAUUUCCUAAUAAUUGCUCCCACAGUUGAUUUCUUCAAACCAAGCUGCUUACCUAUUGCAGAUUCAGUCUUCCCAGCCUGGUGCAGGUCUACAAUUUUGUUUCUGGUGUCCUUUGACAGCUCUUUGGUCUUGGCCAUAGUGGAGUUUGAAGUGUGACUGUUUGAGGUUGUGGACAGGUGUCUUUUAUACUGAUAACAAGUUCAAACAGGUGCCAUUAAUUCAGGUAACGAGUGGAGGACAGAGGAGCCUCUUAAAGAAGAAGUUACAGGUCUGUGAGAGCCAGAGAUCUUGCUUGUUUGUAGGUGACCAAAUACUUUUUUUCCACCAUAAUUUGCAAAUAAAUUCAUAAAAAAUCCUACAAUGUGAUUUUCUGGAUUUUUUUCUCUCAAUUUGUCUGUCAUAGUUGACGUGUACCUAUAAUGAAAAUUACAGGCCUCUCUCAUCUUUUUAAGUGGGAGAACAUGCACAAUUGGUGGCUGACUAAAUACUUUUUUUCCCCACUGUACACUCAAUUAGUAUUUGGUAGCAUUGCCUUUAAAUUGUUUAACUUGGGUCAAAUGUUUCGGGUAGCCUUCCACAAGCUUCCCACAAAAUAUUGGGUGAAUUUUGGCCCAUUCCUCCUGACAGAGCUGGUGUAACUGAGUCAGGUUUGUAGGCCUCCUUGCUCGCACACUCUUUUUCAGUUCUGCCCUCACAUUUUCUAUAGGAUUGAGGUCAGGGCUUUGUGAUGGCCACUCCAAUACCUUGACUUUGUUGUCCUUAAGCCAUUUUGCCACAACUUUGGAAGUAUGCUUGGGGUCAUUGUCCAUUUGGAAGACCAAUUUGCGACCAAGCUUUAACUUCCUGACUGAUGUCUUGAGAUGUUGCUUCAAUAUAUCCACAUAAUUUUCCUUCCUCAUGAUGCCAUCUAUUUUGUGAAGUGCACCAGUCCCUCCUGCAGCAAAGCACCCCCACAGCAUGAUGCUGCCACCCCCGUGCUUCACGGUUGGGAUGGUGUUCUUCGGCUUGCAAGCAACCCCCUUUUUCCUCCAAACAUAACGAUGGUCAUUAUGACCAAACAGUUCUAUUUUUGUUUCAUCAGACCAGAGGUCCAAAAAGUACGAUCUUUGUCCCCAUGUGCAGUUGCAAACCGUAGUCUGGCUUUUUUAUGGAGGUUUUGGAGCAGUGGCUUCUUCCUUGCUGAGCGGCCUUUCAGGUUAUGUCGAUAUAGGACUAGUUUUACUGCGGAUAUAGAUACUUUUGUACCUGUUUCCUCCAGCAUCUUCACUUGGUUCUUUGCUGUUGUUCUGGGAUUGAUUUGCACUUUUCGCACCAAAGUACGUUCAUCUCUAGGAGACAGAACGCGUCUCCUUCCUGAGCGGUAUGAUGGCUGCGUGGUCCCAUGGUGUUUAUACUUGCGUACUAUUGUUUGUACAGAUGAACGUGGUACUUUCAGGCGUUUAGAAAUUGCUCCCAAGGAUGAACCGGUCUACAAUUUUUGGCUGAUUCCUUUUGAUUUUCCCAUGAUGUCAAGCAAAGAGGCACUGUGUUUGAAGAUAGGCAUUGAAAUACAUCCACAGGUACACCUCCAAUUGACUCAAAUGAUGUCAGUUAGCCUAUCAGAAGCUUCUAAAGCCAUGACAUAAUUUUCUGGAAUUUUCCAAGCUGUUUAAAAGCACAGUCAACUUAGUGUAUGUAAACUUCUGACCCACUGGAAUUGUGAUACAGUGAAUUAUAAGUGAAAUAAUCUGUUUGUAAAGAAUUGUUGGAAAAAUUACUUGUGUCAUGCACAAAGUAGAUGUCCUAACCGACUUGCCAAAACUAUAGUUUGUUAACAAGAAAUGUGUGGAGUGGUUGAAAAACGAGUUUUAAUGACUCCAACCUAAGUGUAUGUAAACCUCCGACUUCAACUGUAUAACACUACCAUAGCAAUCCUUUCAUGCAAUUUCAAGUCCUUAGAAACGAUGCUCACUAUCAAAAGCAACUGUGAGUCAGUAAGAUAUGUGUAUGGGUAUAUGAAGAGCUAUUCUACCCUAACUCCUUUGCAUAGCUAGGCCUGUUAUACAGGAUAGCUUAUAUGCUACAAACGCCAAGAUUUCAAGAAAUGUGUACAUUAUCCAAUUUCGUGUCAGUAAGAUAUUCACCGCUCUGUUCUUUCCACCAGCAACAUGUACUGGGCAGACUGGAACCGCGACGCUCCUAAGAUAGAGACUGCUGCCAUGGAUGGGACCAACAGACGAGUUCUGGUGAAGGAUGACCUGGGGCUACCUAACGGACUCACCUACGACCCUCAGAGCUCUCAGCUGUGCUGGGCCGAUGCAGGUACAGGGUUACUACAGAUGAGGAUGACAGGAGAAAAGCUUUGUCACUUUUUAAGUUCA
Messenger RNA from Coregonus sp. 'balchen', 12263 nucleotides. The record is from the annotation of a GenBank genome assembly. Lineage: Eukaryota; Metazoa; Chordata; Actinopteri; Salmoniformes; Salmonidae.